CUUCAGCCUCGUCCCGUUGGAAACCUUGUUUCUCUCAGCCUUGCAAAUACCCCGCUUACCAGUUAACUCUCUUGCGUGCGUGUCGCAGCCGGUAAAUCCGAGACAGAUGGACAGAGAGAGAGAGUCGGUCGACACCUCAUUCCCGUCUUUUAUUGCCUCGCAGGCACACCAUCAUUCUAGUUUUUAAUUCCUUUCAUCGUCCAUACCUACCAUACGGUGGUUUUGGGUUUUUUUUUGCUCCCCGACACUACUGUAUUUCUUCUACAAGUUGAUGAGCUCAUUUGAGUCAAAGUUUUGACCGUCUCCUCCACCCCCAAGAAACAUGUCAAACCAAGAAUACAAGCCUCCGGACGGUCCGCCGCCCAUCUCGUCACCUCCGCCGGUCCACCGCGAUGCCGGUCCGUACAAUGAAGAGCGAGGGAUGAUCCCGGCCCAGAACUACGGCCCACCUCAGGGUUACGACUACGGCGGUUACAAUGACACGAGAGGGUACUACGGGCCUCCCCAGCAGGGCUGGAACCAGCAAGGAGGUUGGCAACAACCGGGUCCCCAGCAAGCGCCGUACGGGGGUUACUACGGACCGCCGCAGCAAGGCAUGUACUACGGGCAAGGGCCGCCGGUGACAUAUGUCGACCAACGAUCGAGUCCGGGUGCCGACGGAUGUUACGCCGCUCUUCUCGCGGCGUUGACAUGCUGUUGUUGUCUGGAGUUGUUGUUCUGAACCUAUCCUAGGUACCUUUCGCGAGGACCGGUGUACUGCGGUGACGUGACGAUGCACCAUGGCAUGAAGUUUAUGAGGUGCAUGGUGUUUUUUUGGUCGGCGUGGGUCUUCAUUGAGGGUGCUUUUCUCGGAAAGAGAGCAAAGGGGGGAAGGGCGGAUCUAGCGACGGCGUUUUGGUUCUUCGGUUCUUAAUCUGUGCAUACGAAACAUGGCUGGAACAUUCGGAAGUGGUGUUUGUCAGCGGGAGAACAAGAAAAUUAACAAGACCAUUCCUUGACUACCCGGAGGGAAUGAGGAAGAGCUGGUGAGGAGAGAGUAUCGUUAACAAGUCCACCCUAGGUAUCAGGCAUCUCGCCCUUGUCCUAUGUUACAUUUUCCCUUCACUUGACUUGAUCUCACGUUCCUUCACUUCCUGUGGAUUAGCCUGCUCUGAUUACCCAACAAGAAGGAAACCCGUCUUGAUCAUGGCAUAAAGUGGACGGAAGUGGACGGCAUGUCUGCAUGACUUGAAGGGAACAAAGCCAAGCGAUAUUUCAGUCAUCGUAGUAUUGAUCAGAGGGCAGUGCAAUCAAUAGAGUAUCAUUGACAAAGUUAUCUUUUCGUA
This is a messenger RNA of Exophiala oligosperma, 1325 nucleotides long. RefSeq lists its product as uncharacterized. The record is from RefSeq and is a predicted model, not a curated record. The transcript has a single exon. Bases 323 to 721 code for a protein of 132 amino acids. NCBI's taxonomy places the organism in Eukaryota, Fungi, Ascomycota, Eurotiomycetes, Chaetothyriales, Herpotrichiellaceae.